Strongylocentrotus purpuratus (purple sea urchin) is the source of this 1969-nucleotide messenger RNA. Its product is annotated as CD151 antigen-like. The record is from RefSeq and is a predicted model, not a curated record. The coding region runs from base 341 to 1156 and encodes 271 amino acids. Lineage: Eukaryota; Metazoa; Echinodermata; Echinoidea; Camarodonta; Strongylocentrotidae. The transcript has 8 exons. Gene Ontology annotation, cellular component: membrane.
AGACAAGUUCUUAAGAUCAAGGAAAGUUGAAAUAAGAGGAACAGUUCAUAAUCGGUAGACUUGUGAACAAGAGAAUAACUGACUGAAGGAAAAUCAUAUUGGAAAAGGAAGAUCAGUGAAAAGAGAAAUCACUGAUCGUGAUUGAGAGAACGACUGAAGGAAAAUCAAGAAAGGAGCAACACCAAUUUUUUUUCUUACGCUUGAGGGAACGACUGACUGAGGGAACAACGAUUUGAGAAAGGAGAUACAUGUACUGACAUUAACCUUGUGAUAGAGGGACCGAUUUAUCGAAGAAGAGGAAGAACCAACCGUCACCAUAGCUCCCAAGGAGAGACUCGUGAUGGAGAUCGAGGAAGAUCCUCCGACGCCUGGGCCACCCUUAUCGGAGCAAGGACAGUGCUAUCGUGUCUUUCUCUACUGUCUAAACGUCUUCUUUGUGUUCACAGGAGUGGCAAUGGUGGCGAUAGGAGUAUGGGUCCAAAUGGACCCCAUUAACGAACAGGUCGCGCUUCUCCUUGGCAACGACCUUUUCAAGAUGGCAGGCCAGGCCAUCGUCCUUGGUGGAGCAUUGAUCCUCGUAGUCUCCCUGCUUGGAUGUGUCGGGGCUCGUCUAGAGAACAAGUGUCUCCUAAAGAUGUAUUUCUACCUGUUGCUUGCGGUAUUUGUGAUUGAGUUUUCUGGCGGUAUUUUAGGAAUGGCAUUCUUAGCAAGUGCUGAAACGGAGCAGAACCUUACCUGGUCUUUGAGAGAUAACUAUGGGGCAGAUGGAGCAGAGGAAUACACCGAGGCGUAUGACUUCAUACAGAAAAGGUUUCGAUGCUGUGGCGUAGCCGGUGAUGUGAUAGACGCGGUGGUUGAGUAUAAAAUGACAGCUUUCUGGCUGAACCAGUCGCCGUUAAAACCUCGUGAUGUGGUGCCUGCCAGCUGCUGUCGAGAGGGCGUCGACCCUGUCAUCUGCCGGUUAGAGAGGCCCCAGAACCUGUAUAGACUCUACUUGCAUAAUGUGGGAUGCCUCACAGCUACAGAGGCUCGUGUGACAGAGUACGGAGGGGUCGUGGGAGGAGUGGCGAUCUGCAUAUCUGUCUUACAUUUGGGUGGUAUGGUCUUCACCUUCUUACUGUACAGAGAGAUUCCCAGCAAGAGAUCAAGAUCAUGAAGCGGCUGAUAACUCAGGGAAGAGGGCCCUGUUUCAUCAAACCUGUUAUCAAUAACAAUUAAGUUCCAAUACCUGUUAUAAGCUACUGAAAUCCUAACAGUUGAUUGGCUAAGAGCAAAGUUGUUAUUGAUAACAAGUUUUAUGAAAUUGGGCCCUGAUCAUAGAUCAGAGAUUCCCAGCAAGAGAUCAAGAUCAUGAAGCGUUUGAUAAGCCAGGGAGGGCCCUGUUUUGAUCAAACCUGGGGGAGCGUUUCAUAAAGCUGUGCGUAAAGUUACGCAUGACUUUACGAAUGACUUGAAUAUAAAGAGCCAAAUGGGAUGCCCAAAAUUUUUCCUGACAUUUUAACAGACCGUGACUGUGUUUCCCAUAAUCUCAAUUAAAUUGUAGCCAAAAAUACACUUUGCAUUAAAAUGUUUUGUUAAAAAUGAUAAGGUUAAUCUAAAUCUGCAUAUAUAUUAUAACUUUAGCUCAUGCAAUUAAAAGGAUUUGAAAAUCCCAUUUAGCUCUUCAUUUUCAAGUCAUAUGGGUAACUUUACGCACAGCUUUAUGAAACACCCCUGUUAUCAAUAACAAGUUCCAAUACCUGUUAUAUAUAAGCUACUGAAAUCCUAACAGUUGAUUGGAUGAGAGCAAAGUUUUUAUCUUGUUAUUGAUAACAAGUUUUAUGAAAUGGGGCCCUGAUCAUAGAUCAACUGGCAGAAGUUUGUUAGCAAGCGUGCAUGCCACAAAGCAAAUUUUGAUAACUCACUCUUUAAGGUUUCGACUGCUCUAUACAUAGUACACUAAUAGUCCGUUCUUGUAUAGCGCAUAACA